CUGGGGUAGAGCGGUUGCGGGGUGGGGGGCGAUGGGAAGGGGGCUGAGGCGGAAGCCGUACAGCCAAGCCGGGCGGACGGCGGCCCUGGGCAGCAUGGCUGCGCAUGGCUGCAGCCUCCUCUGGGCUGGGGCCAGGGCCAGUGCUGGCCCAUGCUAGGAAGCAGACCCAACUUCACUUUUCAGGCAAAGUGGGCUUGUCCUAACUGAAGGGACGCGAGGUGGGAGCAGAUGUUUAAUCCCAGAGGUCCUCAUCUUCUUGUGCACUCCAGCUGUUUUCUGCAUUCUCCCUCUGUGGCAUUUGUCCAACUAAUGGAGUCUCAUUUAAACCGAACUUGUAUUAAAGACUCUGAAAGCCAGCAGUUCCUUUACUGCACCUACCAGUGCACUGGACUACCUCAGUUACGAACUAAUGCAGUGCAGACAUUUCACACAUCUGCUUACUGGCAUCGAGAACUUCAAGAGAAACCUCAGUAUAACCAACGGACUGCAAACCAGAGCGUUGAGCAUGCUAAAACUGUAUCUGACAAGGGCAUAGAGACUGCUGCGGGGAAAAAAUCCAUGAGCCAAAGAAUUAUGGAGGAGCUGAAACACUAUUACAAUGGAUUCCACUUGCUUUGGAUUGAUACAAAAGUUGCUGCCAGGAUGGUAUGGAGACUGCUACAUGGGCAGGUUCUCACUAGGAGAGAGAGGCGAAGGCUGCUGAGAACCUGUGCUGAUCUCUUCCGGUUGGUCCCCUUUUUGGUCUUCAUCAUUGUUCCCUUCAUGGAGUUCCUGUUACCUGUAUUCCUGAAAGUCUUCCCAGAAAUGCUGCCAUCAACAUUUGAGACACAAUCUAAAAAGGAAGAAAAACAGAGGAAGAAAUUAAGCGCAAAGUUAGAGCUGGCAAAAUUCCUGCAGGAGACCAUUGCAGAGAUGGCAAGAAGGAACAAAGCAGACACGGGAGAGGCCACCAAACAGUUCUCCUCCUAUGUACAGCAGGUUCGUCAUACUGGCCACCAGCCCAGUACUCAGGAGAUUGUGCGCUUCUCCAAGCUUUUUGAGGAUGAGCUGACCCUUGAGCAUUUGGAACGGCCCCAGUUGGUAGUCCUCUGCAAACUGCUUGAACUGCAACCCAUUGGCACCAAUAACCUACUCCGCUUCCAGCUUCUGAUGCAGCUGAGGACUAUAAAAGCAGAUGAUAAGAUGAUCGCCAAGGAAGGCGUUAAUGGCCUAAGUGUGUCUGAACUGCAGAGUGCAUGUAGGGCCAGAGGAAUGAGGUCGUUGGGUCUCUCAGAGGAACAGCUCAAAGAACAACUCAGACAGUGGCUGGAUCUUCAUCUAAAGGAGAGUGUUCCCCCCUCCCUGCUCCUACUUUCUCGUGCCUUGUACUUGAUUGACGUAAAGCCAAAGCCCGUUCCAGUGCCACUGGUGGAGGCUCAGAGGAGUGAGGCUGCUGCAGGGAGCUCGGUCCCCCAAGAGGUCUUGGUGGAUUCUGCGCCUGUGAUACAGGGAUUGAAGGACGAAGAAAUGAUAUUGCAGCCGUCAGAGAAGUUGCCUGUCCCUGAAGUAUCAGUCAAGCCCCAUCCAGGAGAGAUGAAAAUGGAAGCAUCUCAGAGCAGCAAGGCCAGUGCCAAUGGAGUCUGAGCCCCUGCUGAGCUGGACAGUGGCUUAGGACACAGAGAUGGGAAAGCUCUACACCUCCAUACCUUGACCAGAGUAACUGGAUCAGCAGUUUCUCCACAGGUCCUUUCCAUGCCAAGGCUUCAGCAGCCCCCAGGGGGCCUUUUGCAUCUAUUCCAGGUUGUUUUAUUAGCAACUCGACUGCGCAAAGGACCCACCUGUCCCACGCCAGCCUUUCCUUGAAUAUUACCAUCUCCCUACACUAAUUUAUGUUGUAAAUAUGUAAAUACUGUCUCUUACAGCCAGAGCUGUCCCCUUCCCCCCUGGCUCUGUGCAGGUGGGACUUGUGCUCUUACACUUUAAUAUGACAGCGCUUUAUUUUUUCCUUAAAGUCUGGCCAGCGGCAGUGAGCAGGCUUGGUGCUUCCCUUCCCUCUUCCACGUUGCAAAAUCAUGGGGCUUGACUCUCAUUC
Messenger RNA from Alligator sinensis (Chinese alligator), 2071 nucleotides. It is a transcript of the gene LETM2, whose product is annotated as leucine zipper and EF-hand containing transmembrane protein 2. NCBI's taxonomy places the organism in Eukaryota, Metazoa, Chordata, Crocodylia, Alligatoridae. The record is from RefSeq and is a predicted model, not a curated record. Gene Ontology annotation, cellular component: mitochondrial inner membrane. Gene Ontology annotation, molecular function: ribosome binding. The coding region runs from base 229 to 1623 and encodes 464 amino acids. The transcript is spliced from 12 exons. Gene Ontology annotation, biological process: intracellular monoatomic cation homeostasis.